Molecule: messenger RNA, 5817 nt
Organism: Teleopsis dalmanni
Lineage: Eukaryota; Metazoa; Arthropoda; Insecta; Diptera; Diopsidae
Gene: fs(1)M3
Exons: 9
Coding region: 79-5685 (1868 amino acids)
Cellular component (GO): cell surface
Molecular function (GO): heparin binding
Source: RefSeq, a predicted model, not a curated record
UGCAAGGGAGUGUGAUGAAAUUAUAUUGGCACAUGUUAUUGUAAUUAUGCAGUAAUCUUCUUUAAUGUGUUCUGUACAAUGUUUCUCAUAAAGUAUAUUUUUAUAAUUUAUUUACUAAGCACACGAUUGAAUCAUGCAAAAUCUGUCAAUGCGGCAGGUCCAGUCAUAUCGAAUGCGACGAGUGCUGUACAAAUGCCACAAGAUGCAACCGAUGCCGUCAAAUGUGAUAAAAAUUCCAAUUCGACUAGAUCGCCUCCGCUUAAAAUAAAUCUGCCAUUCAUGGAUAUGACUGUGGAAAAUGAACGAAAUUUGAUUGUAAUGCAAGAGCAGGACAUGCACAGCUUGUACGUACUCCACGGACAUGAACUGUUUCACUUAGUUGUUGGCCAGAAAGAAAAACGUAUAUCACGUGUUGCUUUUUUGUCAGGUAGUGUAGAGCAAUUGGAGCCCUUGGAUGCAACGGUUAUCACAUGGCAUAAAUAUCUGAUAAUAGCUGUUGCUCUUGCUGAUUUCGUGGAGAUUUACGGUAUUCCAUUAGCAAAUAUACAAAGCGAAAGUGAUAAUGCAAAAAACAACAAUAGUAGUGUUGACAGUUCAUUACAAUAUGAGCCAAUACAACAAUUAACUGUGUUUGGAAAAUAUCGAAAAGCGUUUCUGAUUGAGCCUCAGAAGGAUUCAAUAAUGUUUAUUUUAAUUACAAAUACAACUAGAUUAAAUGGAAUCGUGCGUACUUUUGUUUGGCAAGAAUCAUAUUUCGAUCCAAUAGAAGAGCUGCCUUUACCACCUGCACAAAAGCUUUUUGUAGUGGGCACGUUUCCAAAAUAUUUUAUAACUGGCAAAACACUUAAACACCAACCAAAGACUAUUCUUAACAUUUACGAAAUCGAGCAGAAUGACAUGCACCUACGUAAAUCCCAGGUCCUAACUGUAAAUUCUCGUUCAGUCCUCGCUACUACCUAUCGUAGCAAUAAUUUCAUCGUUGCUUGCUCACGUGAGCAAAAGAAAUGUCCUACUUUUCGCAUGAAGGAUGGACAAUUUAACGUCUUCAAAUCGUAUGUAAGUGCGGAACUGAAAUUCGAUAAAUUAGUUGGUGGUUUGAAUUUUCUUGUGGCAGCGCGUCUUAAUGAAAUUUUAAUCUAUACAAAUAUCUACUUAAAUUGUUAUAGUACUUUUAUAACCAAUGAAACCGAUAUUACCACUAUAAUUACUCAUACUAAUAAUCAUGAUGAAAACUAUUUGAUACUGGUCUACAAACGACCACUUCAUACUCUAAUACGCAUGAUACAUACUGAAACCAAUGACGGGCAAGUUUUAGGAAAAACAUCGGUUAAUGCCACAGAUAUUGAAGAUAUAGAUGAAAAGCUUGAACAUCAGCACGUCUUUGAAGACACUAUCGGUAGACUGCGAAGCUUAUUGUUGAGACGAAGAGCUGCAAUGAAUGUAUUUCGAAGAGUGGCUUCAGUAACACAAUUUAAUUUAACUGAGCUUAAAGUUAAUAAUACGGUUAAAAUAAAUACUGGUCAUAUCAAUGUAAUAAAGAUAGUAGAUGAAAAUCUUAUCACUCCAUCGCAGUUGUUGAAACGUGCACAACAGAUGACUGAAGAUUAUGUGAAGUCCAGAAAACCGCGUUCUGUUAAUAUAUCGCAGAAUGAUAGUGUAGUAUCCUUUAAGUUUCUGAAAGUUAAAAACAUAACAGUAGAAAAUCUAUUGUAUGAAGGCGAUUUACUAGAAGGUUUUUCUUUGGACAACAGCACAGGAGUGCCAAUAUUGUCAGUUAAACCACAUAUUACUACAAAAAAUAUAAAUUCGCCAAUAUAUAAAUGUGAAAAGCAUAACAUAGAUCUAACACAAGGCAAAGAUAGUAACAGUACUGUUCUCAAAACACGUAAAUUAAAUGUUAAGACUAUUAAUGGUAUACCGUGGUCAACUUUAUAUGAUUCAUUUUUCUUAAAAAAUCGUGACACUAAAAUCGAUGGACAACUAACUUUUCAGGGAAAAACGAAAGUAGUAAAUUUGUGGACGGAAACUAUAAACGGUUUAGUUACGGAUGACUUAUUUAAUUUAAAACACCCCCAAGUAGUGAAUUCUAAUAUUACUAUAUCUAGGUUUCUAGUCAAAAAUUUAACAGCUGAAAAAGUGAAUGGCUUGGAUUUUGCAGAAGAUAUUGUUUUUCGUGGCAGAGAUACUUUAAUAGAAACACCUGUACGAAUAAAUCAAGUGGAGAUAACCGGAAACUUGUAUAUAGCAGAUAAUAAGCAGCCUGUGGUCGACGAAAUUAUAUUGCAACAAUAUUAUACCAAAAAAGUUACGAUAAAUGGUUCGCUGACCAUAAAUAAUUUAAAUACAGACUUUGGGAAUACUACCAAAAUAUUUGUGGACGGAAAACCUCUAUCUAGAGAAAUCAUCGAAAAGACAUAUUUUUUGCAUAACCAAGAUCAGAUUUUUGACACACCAGUUGUAUUUGGUAAUGCCAAAGUCACAGUUCCACAUUUAGAGACAAAGUAUUUAAACAACCACCCAGUACAUGAUCAUCUACUUAGAAGCGAGCAGCCUGAUAGUAAAAAACCAUAUCAUAUUGUUUUUAUGUCAGCAAUUGUUAAUGGAAAUAUAACUUAUAAUAGCAGCGAUUCAAGAAUUUCAAAGCUUGAUAAGCAAUCGAUACGUUACGGAGAAUCAGCAAAUAUAACAGGUCACAAAAUUUUUGAGGCACCUGUAACAGUGGACCAUUUGCUUACAUUGAAACUGAAUGAAUUGCCGGUUGAGGAAUUGGUUUUGGAUUCCCAACUAGAAAAUAAUUUUACUUUGGGCGGUGUGAAAAGUUUUGAAAAAGUGACUGUGCUAAAUGAUGUUUACAUUGAGAAAGAACUUAAUACAAAUUACUUAAAUAAUGUACCAUUAGAUAAUUUGUUAAGUUAUGAUUACUAUAUGGACAAGGUAUUCGUUCCUCAUGAUUUAAACGUGUCUAACAUUGUAUUUCACAAAUUAAAUGAUGUACCCUUUGACGACAUAUUUAAUAAGUUUCAUGUGAAAGAUGAUCAGCUCGUGUUACACAAAGACUUAAUAGUUGAAGGAAACGUGGAGUUUGUUGAGAAUCUUGAGGUCUCUUUCAUAAACAAUAUCGAUUGGGAAUCUUAUAGUCAGAGUCUUGUACGUGUUAAUGAAAACGCAGUUUUAUAUGGACAAAAAAGAUUUUUAAGUGAUGUGACGGUUACGGAAUCAUUUCAAACCCCAACUAUAAAUGGUGUCGACUUAGAUGAUGUUUUUAGUAAAAUUUUGCUUAAAUCUAAACCACAAAUCAUUACUGGUGCUUACAGCUUUUCUAACGCACAGUUCACAAAUGUGGAUGUACCUAUAAUAAAUGAUGUACCUACAGAUGAGUUUAUUGAUAUACGAGAAGAAAAAAUAACUAUUUUUAGUGACAUUGUUGUGCCUAUGGUUACUGUAAAUGGAAAUAUGAGCGGGGAGUUUGAUAACCCAUUUAAUUUAUCAAACAUUAUAGAUCGUGUGAAAGCAUUACCAACGCGUCCAUGGCGCAACUUAGUGGUACGGGGCAGCGCCAAAUGGAACAAAACCACACCUCGCCAUGAGAAACAAUAUGAACAAUUAUUAUAUUUGUACAAGAAUGCAGUCAAGCGUUCAGCUGAUCAGAUUAUAACUGGAAAUGUAAAAAUGAGUAAUGUUUAUAUCAAGAAAAUGAAUACAAAAUCAAAUGUAUUGCAGGAUAUUGACUUUGAUUUUCUAACUAAAGACUGUCUGUAUAAAAAUAGUAAUAAAACACAGCAUGUGCUUGCUCCAAAAAUAUUUAUUCAGCCGUUGGAAAUGAAAAACGCAGUAUGUAAGUCUUUACUUAACGUGAACUAUGUGAAUGGCGUUAAUAUCGCACUUUUCAAUAGUUCUUUAUAUCGCAAAUCAAGUGAUUUACCAAUUAGUGCGCCACUAUAUUUCAAGACCACACCUACUAUAGAGCGCUUGAACGUGGAGGGUUUAGUCAAUGGAAAACCAAUUUCACAAAUAUAUGAAAUUUCUCAUCCGAUAAUGCCACCAGUGUUUAUACAAAAUUUGACAGUCAAUGGAACAUUACAGAUUAUUAAUACCACUGUAGAUAAUGUAGACUUCAAUGAUUUUCUUUCCACACGUGUAUUGAAACCUGAAAUUUCACCAGAUAUGUAUGGCGCACUAGCAUUUAAAAAUUUGGUUCUGAGUCAAAAUGUAAAAAUAAAAUCUAUUAAUAAUUUUUCAAUAAACAGUUUUGAUCAAUGUAAAAGUGAAAAACCACAAGAAAUGACCGGAACUAAAAUAAUUGAAGGCGAAACACAGCUACUUGAACCUGUACACGUCCAGCGUUUAAAUGGUAAGGACUCAGCUGAGAAUUAUAAGCUGACAUUGUUUGCAAAUAAAUCCCAUGAUUUUGAUUCGUUUAAUAUUGAUGAGGCAACAUUUAAAGGUAGUGGUAUGCAAAGAAAACCAAAUGAUUUUGUUGGUGCAGCAGUCCCCGGUUUAGGUUCUAUAUCUAAUACUAUGGUUAGUUCUGUUGAGCAGAAAAUGGCAGAAAAAACUACGGAACUCGAAAAAGUUGAAACUGCUACUGCAGAGGUGAAUGAAUUAAGUUCGUUUGUUGAUGGUGCAGAUACAAACGAGCUACCCUAUUUAAGAAAUUUAGGUUAUGAUUUACAGGCCAAUGUAUAUUGGCAUGCUGCUAAUGAAACCAUCGAUAAACUGUUUCAGUUUGAACUAACGCGUCUGUCGUUUUGUGAACGUCAAAUAUUGCAAGUCCAAAUCUCGAGCGCUACCAACAAUGUAUAUCUGACAAACAUAACCACAAAGUUAGUGACCACUACAUCGUCUAAAGUAAGUAUCAAGGCGGAAAAUUAUUGCGUUAUUAAAUAUAAAAAUAUUAGGAGUAAAAUCACCCUAACUACUCCACACUUCGUAGAAAAGUUUGGCAUGAAAAAAUUUGUAGAGAACGUGUUUAUACAUGGAGCCGAAGAAAAUAUAUCGUUUGCUCUAAUCCACGGCUUAAAUGCCGACAGGAACAUAAAUGAGGUACGCGUAUUGAAGAUCGAAAAGUUGCAAAAGAGUCUAAAAGAUUGGCAGACCAUUAAGAAUGGAAUUGGUAGAGUGUUGAAAUUUUUCCAACACAAUAACCAUACAUUGCUGUUGAGUGCAGCGGUGGUAGAUAAGCGGCGAGCACUGAGCAUUUAUGUGUUUAUACCAGAAAAGGAAAAGUUCAGUCUGCUGCAAGUAAUAAAUGGUGAAUAUGAUAUCAUAGAACCAGUAGUCUUAUCAGAGAACACUUCGCAUUUUAUACUUUCCUGUCAACUAUGUCAACGCGUUUUCAUUUAUGAAUGGAAGUUAGCUAAGGGCACAAAAUAUGAGAUACUUCAGGAGUUACAACUUGAUUCACCGAUCAACAAAAUAUUUACUUUUCACUUAGCAACUGAUGGCGGAUAUUAUCUGUUGAUCCUGCCAAAGACUGGACUAGACCGUUAUCAUGUCUAUAAGUACUCUUACAUUCAAAACUGGGAGCAUUACACUUCUAUAGACUUUCAUAAUGUCAGCCUUGCUGUGCCACUCUCGAACAGUGCUUUGUCAUCUAGCAAUGCUGAACAACCAUUGUUACUGUUAUGUGACAGGAGUUCAGAGUGCAACAUAGUCAAAGCUUAUAUUAAGGAUGGAAAGGAUUAGCAAAUUUUGUAAAUCAUUAGUAUCAACCAUUUGUAUAUAAAACAUGUAAAUAUAUAUAAAUAGAAAUUUUGUUAAGUUUGCACGAUAUUUUAUGUAAAUGUUUGAUCAAACAUUCAAAAUGUGAAUAACAUU